This is a messenger RNA of Monodelphis domestica (gray short-tailed opossum), 3654 nucleotides long. RefSeq names its product ectonucleoside triphosphate diphosphohydrolase 3 (gene ENTPD3). The record is from RefSeq and is a predicted model, not a curated record. Gene Ontology annotation, biological process: nucleoside diphosphate catabolic process. Gene Ontology annotation, cellular component: plasma membrane. Lineage: Eukaryota; Metazoa; Chordata; Mammalia; Didelphimorphia; Didelphidae. Gene Ontology annotation, molecular function: ribonucleoside triphosphate phosphatase activity; GDP phosphatase activity; UDP phosphatase activity.
GGGGGGUUGGGGGGGGGCGGAAGGGGAGUGCGUUUUGGAGGCAGAGAACCUGCAUUGGAAGCCCAGCCCUGCUAUUUUCUACCCCUUCGACUCCGGCAGAGGUCCUCUGCCAAUGGUCCUUAGUUUCCCCUUUUGUAAAACGAAGGGUGUUGUGUCGGGCGGCUUCUAAAAGUCCUUCCAGCUCUGUUGCUAUGAUCCUGAGAUCUUCCGGCUGGUACCGGUGCCCUGUGCGUCAUUCGGUGCCCUCGGACUGCCCUGGUCCCCUGCGGGCUGUGUGCCAAAUUCUUUCCCACCCCGCACCCACAGGGCGCCUUCUGGAGGCAGGGCCCAGGGAGCAUCCUUUGCUCGGAGGCUAGAGAAGUGGUGAGAGGCUGUGAGAAAUCACUCUGGGCCACGCCUGGGAGCUCGUCCUGCCAUCUGGAAGGCGGGGAGCUUAGAGGCGGACUGUCCGGGGUCCUGACCGUCGGGGGAAAGCCCGGGGGACGCCGCCAGCAGCAAAAGUGGUGCGGAAGCUGUUCCCCUUUCCGCAGGCUCCCGCCCCCGCCCCCGUGUCCCCCCACCUCCCGGAGCUCCUUUCCCACGCUGCUCGGCUCGCCUCCGCCGCCUGCUCUCAGCGCCCAGGCCACGGGCUGACAGAUCGGAUCAGCUCCGGCCUCCGCUUCGCUCCCUUUCUCUAUCUCCGGGGCAGUUAAAAAAAGGAAGAUGUUUACUGUUCUUUCCCGCCAGCCCUGCGACCAACCAGGCUUUAAGGCUCUCUCCCGGACUCCUGCCGUGGUUGCCUUGGUGGUUUUCCUUGUAAGCGUGGCUGUGUUGAUGGCCAUAACACUCAUUCAGAUCAACCAGAAAGAAGUGCUGGCCCCAGGCUUGAAGUAUGGGAUAGUGCUGGACGCUGGCUCCUCGAGGACCACCGUCUAUGUGUACCAGUGGCCAGCGGAGAAAGAGAACAACACGGGAGUCGUCAACCAGACCUACAGGUGCAGCGUGAAAGGUUCUGGCAUCUCCAGCUAUGGUGAUAACCCCCAAGCCGUUCCCAGAGCUUUUGAGGACUGCAUGCAGAGAGUUAAGGAGAAGAUUCCAGCCGACCUCCACAAAAGCACUCCUGCUCAUCUGGGAGCCACAGCAGGCAUGCGGCUGCUCAGGUUGCGAAAUGAAUCGGCAGCUCGAGGAGUCCUUGCAAGCAUUCGGACCUACUUCGAGUCUCAGCCCUUUGACUUUAGGGGCGCUCAAAUCAUUUCUGGGCAAGAGGAAGGGGUGUAUGGAUGGAUUACAGCCAACUAUUUAAUGGGCAAUUUCUUGGAGAAGAACAUGUGGAACACUUGGACCCAUCCUCAUGGGGUGGAGACUACAGGGGCACUGGACCUUGGUGGGGCCUCUACCCAGAUAUCAUUCGCCCCCCAAGAGGAGGCUGGGCACAGUGCCAACAGCAUGGUUCAGGUGUCCCUCUACGGUUAUCCCUACACCCUCUACACACACAGCUUCCAGUGCUACGGCCGAGAUGAAGCUGAGAAGCGCUUUCUUGCAAGACUCUUCCAGAACUCAACAGACAAAGGCAAGGUGGUCAAUCCCUGUUACCCUCGGGAUUACGUGACCAUCCUCACAAUGGAACACAUCUUUGGAAGUCUGUGCACGGAAGAGUUAAGACCAACCAACUAUGACUCAGGAUACCCAAUUGCCUUGGAAGGAACUGGCGACCCAGCUUUGUGCAGAGAAAAGGUGUAUUCCCUCUUCAACUUUCAAGCCUGUCCCGACCAGGAAGACUGUUCGUUUGACGGGGUCUAUCAGCCAAUGGUCAAAGGCACAUUUGUGGCUUUUUCUGGAUUCUACUAUAUUGCCCAUGCUUUGAACCUCACGGGGAGCUUUGCUUUAGACGUCUUUAACUCAAGCACCUGGGAUUUCUGCCUACAGAGCUGGAGUCAGCUGCCUCUGAUGCUGCCCAAGUUUGACGAGGUGUAUGCCCGGUCCUACUGUUUCUCCGCACAUUAUAUCUAUCAUCUGCUAAUACAUGGCUAUAAAUUCACAAGCGAGACUUGGCCGAAAAUACAUUUUAAAAAAGAAGUGGAGAACAGCAGCAUUGCUUGGUCUCUGGGCUACAUGCUGAACCUCACCAACAUGAUUCCGGCCGAGAACCCCCAGAUCCAGCUCCCCAUGAGGCCCCAGGUGUUCACGGGGGUCAUGUUCUUCUUCGCCGGGGUGGCCCUGCUCUGCCUGCUCUUCCUGGUUUACCUGUGUGUGGCGACCAGGCUGCGGAGCAGCUCCCAGCACGCCAUCGACCACAGCUUUGAUGCCGAGUGAGCCGCGGAGAACUGGGCGGGUGAGAGACGAGAAGGGAGCAAGUCCCUGGGCUGGAGUCGGAAAACCUGGGUGUGAACGAGCCUCAGAGCCCGUGUGCCCUCUCUGGGUCUGGUACCUCACCCUGAAAAGAAGCGGCCGGACUAGAGGACCUCCGAGGUCCUUCUGCUCCGACAUCCGAUCCCGUGAUUCUGGGAACCACCCAAGUCUUCUGGCUGGAAGGGCUCUCGGUUUAGAAUAAACAGCGGCACAGAAACGUCACCCAGCGACCACCUUCCAUCGCGCCUCCCCAAGAAACACACCGUGACCCGUGAGUUGGACUCAAGAAAGAAAGCAGCAUCCUUGAGGUCAGGGGGAACUGGGGAAGAGCAUCCCUGAGGUGGAAGGGGAUUCUCUGCACACAAUAGUCACUUAACCAAUGCUUGUUGAAUUGGAUUGUUCUUGGUGGAAUGUCCAGUAGGAGCUGGGAGAGGCCAAGCUGCUCCAUCUUGUGUCCUCACACGACUAAGUCUGGACAGAAUCGCCCCUGCCAAGGUCCUCGAGCAAACCUUUGGGGAGUAGAUCUUCUCUGCUGGGCUCCAGGAUGUUCCUCCGCGAACCUCUGAAGAGGACUCCUAGCUCGCAUCCCUUUCUUUAGUCGUGAAUCCUCAUCCUUGUAGAACAAAGCAAUGUCAAAGGUCUCUAGGUUCAUGGCUUCCCAAGAGGUUGCAGGAAUGGCAUCACCCUCUGCACUGGUCUGUUCUGCCCUCAUUCCAGCUUCCUUACUAGCAUCUGAAGACAGACCCUCACUCGUUCUAGCUGCCCGCCACACACAUUUGGAUGAGUGCCAAAUCAUCCCUUGGGUUGGCCUUUUGCCUCGGGCCGCCAUCUAGCUCAUCAUGGGAAGUGGAGCUGGAACAUUGAUUUUGAGCUAUACAGCCCAUUCUGGUACCAUGGGAGCACCUUGAGGGCCAGCAUGGGCUUUAUUUGGUAUCUUCCUUAGAUCCCCAAUACCUGCCACACACUAGGUGCUUAAUAAGUGUUGGGGGGGGGGGGGAUGUCAUGGCUUGUGUUGGGUUUUCUACCAUCCCCACAGGCAUGCUUGAUGCCUUUAGAAAGAAAACUUGAAUGAAAAUUCUUAGCCCAAAACUGAACCAUCCAUUUCCUUCCCAAGUCUACAGGUCUUGGACCUGGACUUUGGAUCGUGUAGACCUCUUAGUCCAGAGAUCCCGGAUGCAUCAGAAGGUGUGGGAAACGGCCCUAGCUUUUGAAUUCAGGGCACAGUGGUCAGAUUCCAACACAGGACCCCUUUUACUAAUACCAUAUUAAAAAUCAAGUGAUUGAAAUGGUGGCAUUCGACGUAUGAAAUAAAGGACGAGAACUUUU